AUGAAACAGUGGCUGCAUGCACAGCCGGAACACACCCGUCCCCAUCUUGUCAUUCUUCAAGAAACGAUGUGGAAAAGCAGCUCGGAAUGGACCGAUGAACACUACACUUGCAUACACACGGGAAGUGGCAAGCCUAAGGAGGGGGGAAUACUUAUCAUGAUUUCUAAAUCGCUUUGCCCAUCAGACAGAAUUCGAUAUAAUGAAAUCCAGCUCGGCAGAAUUCUGCACGUGAAAAUCCCCACUGAGCCAUCAAUCGAGCUGCUGGCAGUGUACCAACAUGCCUGGCGUGGUGAGGCCAGUUCUGCUGCAAAAGAGCCGGACGUUGCUACGAUCAUGCUACAGCAGUCGCCUCAGCAAGGGCAGGCCUUCAAAGAGCUGGUUCAAUACCGGCUUCAGGCUGUUCAAGACGUGGACCGCAUCAACGACAUCCUGCUGUCCUCCUGGCAAAUCGUUUUCGGGUCCCAGCCUCGGACAGUGCAUAAACACAAAGGGGUCUGCCUCGCUGCACUGUGGCACCAUCGGAAAAUGGCCUCCACAGCACACACAGUUUUUGCACGAUGGCGGCGUGCGGUGCAAUACCGCUCCAUUCGCAAAAAGCUGCACGCCCAGGCAGUGGUUGCCAAGCGAGCUCGGCUCCAACAACAAUUGCAGGAUGCUGAGUCGGCCGGUAGCUCCCAGAAUCCUGGUAUGUUGUAUCAGGUCCUGCGGCGCAUUGCUCCAAAAAUUCGCAGAAGGCGUAUGCAACUGCGCGAUGAUGAGCACAAGCUAGCGGGUCCCGACAAGGAAGCCGCACUGGUGAUAAAGCACUUUGCUGAUGUCUUCGCGGCCCAACAGGCCAUCGAGGGCUUCACACUGAGAGAGGCCUUUUCUUUUACGGCCAAAGAGUUCACGCAAUGCUUGCACGAGCUUCCGGUGCACAAGGCUCUCCCGGCACAUUGUGCCCCCGCGCCUUUGUGGAAAUGGUGCUGCGAGGAGGCCGGUCCACCAUGGACGCGAUUGAUCGUGCAAUGCUUCAUAUGUGGCAGACUCAGCAUCGGCCGCGGUCAUAUACGAUCCUCGUUGGAAUGGGCAGGGAUACCGGGGGCGGUGGCAGAUGUAAUUUUGGGCAUGCGCCACGCGAUGACGCUGCAGUAUUCGGCCUCUGGCCACAGCGCGCGAACAGCCACAGGCAAAGGCGUUAGGUACGGCAUCACUUGUACAGGUUUUGACGUCCAAGGUAUGCAGAAGUACCGUGCCUUAUUCAUGCGUCACCUUCGUGCGAUCUGUGAGAGUCCGGUUCAUCUCACUAGGGAAAGCAACGAGGCUCUCCUCGUCCGGGCGGGAGUGGAUUGCCCAUUGUACACUCUGGUGUCGCAGACAGCCGAGCGACAUCGCAUUACAGCGACACAAGAGGUCUUUAAAGUGCAGCCGCCUGCAAUCACCGAACUCUGGAAUCAGGUCUUGGCUUCCAUUCGACCGACUGCCCAAGGCCAGGACUCGUGCCCCACUCCGCAGGAGAAUGGGACAGCACAUGCUGAGCCGGCACAGGUGAUAGCAAGCGAUUCGCAUCCUUUGCCAGCGACUGCCUCAAUGUUGGAAGCCACCACUGCCCCAGUCGCCCCCCCCAUUGUCCUGGAAAUUCCUCAGGUUCUUCCAGUGGUCGAGGAAACACCGGCCGUAGCGAUGAGCCCAGAACGGCUUACUUGCACUCCGCUUGCCAAUACCACUCAUGCCUCAGACCAUAUGGACACAAAUGAGGGUGCCGAGCAACCAAGUGAUCCCGCCCCACCACCUCACCCACCUUCGACUGAUGCUCAGCUGGGCGCGCCCGAUCCUUCCACUGAAAACACCUCAGCUCUUAGGACUUUCGUUUCGAAGAUCACGCAUUCGCAGGUGUGCCCGAAGCUCCACAGCGUUACGCAGCCAGCAAAAGCGCCCGUGCCGCAGCCCGCACUUCCCUUUGAAGCAGAUGUCAACUGUGAGGUGUUCACGGAUGCCUUUCAGGGAGCCAACAAGAGGAGCAGCCCGGGCCCUCUCGAGGAGAGGCCAUCAGAUGCGGGGUCGCUACAGAGGCUUCCAGCCUUUGGGGGCGAGGAGUUCGACCUAGGAUUGGCAGCAGCCGUCGGCACCAUGGAGAUCGGGGUAUUCGAACCACCAGGUGCAGGGACGAGAGGGAUCAUUCGGACAUUGGUUGCAGCGAGCGCGGAGUAUGCGAACAAGAAAACGAAAGAACCAAGGAUGACGUUGAAAGACCGCCUUGCCAAGAUGGAGGAGACGCCGGACUUGUUGGCCCACGUUCGGUGGAGCCAGGAGCGAGAGCAGCUCAUCCCCGAGGAGCCACAAAGAAUGUUUCCACAUGCAGCCUUGAGCGGUCACCUGGACAGCAUUCUGGAGAUUCUCGAAGAAGACAAAGUGUUGCAUCAAUUCAAUGCCACCCGACGCUUCAACGAUCAGACAGACAGCACAGUCAUGUUUUUCAUCCGAGUGUCACUUCAGGGGCAGAAGGCCCAGUUGUUGUUCCAGCGUCUCCUUGCCCUAUGCGGUCUGGGAUGUCUUCAGAUGAUCGAUGCAACAUUGCGCAGGGAAAGGUUGGAACCCCAGCCGUUGGCCAAGCAGCUUCGCAACCUGAGCGACCGUCGCAAUCGCUACUGA
Messenger RNA from Symbiodinium necroappetens, 2631 nucleotides. Lineage: Eukaryota; Dinophyceae; Suessiales; Symbiodiniaceae. The record is from the annotation of a GenBank genome assembly.